Messenger RNA from Cucumis sativus (cucumber), 872 nucleotides. RefSeq lists its product as uncharacterized. The record is from RefSeq and is a predicted model, not a curated record. Bases 330 to 665 code for a protein of 111 amino acids. The transcript is spliced from 5 exons. Lineage: Eukaryota; Viridiplantae; Streptophyta; Magnoliopsida; Cucurbitales; Cucurbitaceae.
AACUUAUUGAAAAUUUCCCGCUUUCAUUUCUCUCCUCAUUUCAUUUUCCCCUUUCUCUCCACCAAAACCCUCUACACCGUUCUCUUCAUUUCCAUCUCUAUAUCCACCACUCUUCAUCUCCACCGGCUGUCGACCCACAUCUCACGACUUUUCAUUUUCCCCGGUCGUCGACCCACAGCCCACAACUCUCUAUCUCUACUGGUUGUCGACCCACAUCUCCAAAAACGCGUACUAGACCUUCACUUUCAACGGUGCACCGUCUCCCGUCCACUGAGUACACCAGAGGACGUGGAUAUCCAGAUGUUUCCACUAGAAGGUUUUGCACGAAUAUGAUCUACUAUAGUGGUGAAGCUACCAAAAGUUUUACUUCUACAGUCGGCAUGAAAGAUGAGAACAAAGGUUGUUUGGUUCAUAAAGCUAAGACGACAAGCAGCAGGGAGUGCAAACGGCAGAGUGUGGUUGACGUUGAGCCCUCCAAGCGCAGAGGCACCACCACCGUUAUCAAAGACUUGGCAAAGACAUUGGGGUUGGGAGCGGAGGACGUUGGUCAGUUGGGAGCAGCAACUUGGAGACGGGGUGGAGGAGUUGCCGUUGAUAUACUAAGGCAAGGUGAGAGGGUAAUCAACACAUUGUUACAAUCGGAGGAUUCUCUCAAAAUAUAUUAAUUGCCAAAAUUAAUUUGCUUUUUCUCUUUUUAAUUUUUUUUUCUUUCGUUUCCUAGAAGAUCAAAAUUAAAUUGUGAUUUGUGGAGAUUUAUAGCAUUUUUUUUUGGAGAGUGUGGAAGGGCAGAUGAGUGUUGGUGAACCAUUUUUCCUACUUUGUUUAAUGAAUCUCUUUGUGAUAAUUUAGUUGGUUGUUUUCUUUUUCUUUUU